GGGAUGCACUGGUUAGUUUGUGACCAAAGGCACCACAUCUUCAAAUACAAAGUUGUGCUUUCCCAUUGAAAUCUUCACUACUUCUGAAAAUGCACAUGCCUUGCUUGCCCCAAAGUGUAUGAUUGCUUGAGCUUACUCCAAACUAGGUGUGUUCAAAUCUCCAGUCUUCUUUCUCUCUAGGUGAUUCCCACCUUACAGUUUUGUGGAAAAAUACAUCACCUUGGGAUGUGCAAGCUAAUGCUCAUUAAGCCAAUAUAGGUCCUAUAAGUUGUGCUCUUACUUGUUUAAGAUUUAAACUGUUUAAUGGAGACCCUGAAGACCAAAUGUAGAAGCUGACUUUAUACAGCUCUGGAGCAGAUUGGGAAGCAUGGCUGCUAAGAAACUAAGAAGAGCACAGUUGUCUCAGGAAAUGUGUGCAAGGCUGAGUCGCUAUCAGAUCACUACCUGUCAGGACUUCUUAUGCCUUUCCCUCUUGGAGCUAAUGAAAGUGACAGGACGGAGCUACUAUGAGGUGCAGAAGCUUCUUUGUAAAGUCAGCCGAGCUUGUGCUCCCAAAAUGCAGACGGCUUAUGAAAUGAAAUUAAGGAAGUCUGUCAAUCCUUCUUCAGCCUUUUUAUCCACCAGACUUCAUAGUUUGGAUAGAGUCCUGCAUGGUGGUGUGCCUUGUGGAUCCCUCACAGAGAUAACUAGCCCACCAGGUUGUGGCAAAACUCAGUUUUGUAUUAUGUUGAGUGUUCUGGCUACGCUGCCUGUAAGCAUGGGAGGACUGGAUGGGGCUGUUAUAUACAUUGACACUGAAUCUGCAUUCUCUGCUGAGAGGUUAAUUGAGAUAGCAGCAAACAGUUUGCCUACUUAUUUUGACUCAGAUGAAAAGCUGCUCUGCAUGACCCGUAGCAUCCACCUGUACCGAGAACUGACCUGUAGCAGUGUACUUAAGAGGAUUAUGUCUUUGGAAGAAGAAAUUAUUUUGAAGAAAGUUAAACUUAUAAUAAUUGACUCUGUUGCUUCAGUUGUCAGAAAGGAGUUUGAUACAAAACUCCAGGGCAAUCUGACAGAGAGAAGUAACUUUUUGACUAGAGGAGCAUCAGUGUUGAAGUAUUUGGCAGAGGAGUUCUCAAUACCAGUUAUCUUGACGAAUCAGAUUACCACAUCGCUGAGCAGCCCUGGGAUCCAGGCAGACCUGGUGUCUCCAGCUGAUGAUUUGUCCCUGUCUGAAGGAUCUUCUGUGAGUGGGAAGAGGGAUUCUGGUUGUGUGACAGCAGCCCUUGGCAACACGUGGAGUCACAGCAUCAACACCAGGCUCAUACUACAAUACCAUGACUCGCCAACAAGACAGCUCCUGGUUGCUAAAUCCCCUGUUGCUCCAUUCUCCACUUUUUUCUACACCAUUGAGAAAUCAGGCUUGGUUCUUCAGGGAUGUGUGAGUGCCCUGCUUGAGAGGAGUGUGAGGAAAAGAAAGCUCCAUGCCAUGUCGGAUGAGAGCAGCAGUGCUUUCUUGUCUUUUUCCUUAGGCACUGUGAUCUCACCUAGUAGGACAAGUCAGAUUCCAUCACAGAGUUGUGCUCCAGUCUCUGCAUUGUCCAACCCAAAGGAUCAAACAAAUUUAGUUUGGGAAGGAACCAAUCCUGCCCUGCAGCCCAUACGAGUGAGGACCACUGAUUUGAAAGAUACUCUACAUGAUGCUGCUUUGCCCAGCACUACUGGUGAGACUUCAAGAAAUGCAUCAAGAAAUGCAUCAAAUGUAUAGAAAGGACAAACGAAACCUCCCCAAAGACUUGAAUGAAUGAGGACAUUGGUUUUCAAAAAUCUGGUGGAGCAGAGUGAGCAUUCUUCUUCUUUUGUCCCUUCAAAGAUUAACUUUAAAACCAAAUGCUGUUCUUUGUAUGUGUGAGGCCAUACUUAACUCUGAACUUAUGCAAAAACUGUCUUUUGUUUAGGUUAAUUUAAGUGACUUAAUAAUAAAAGCCUCUGAACAAUAGACAUGGUACUGAA
Molecule: messenger RNA, 1992 nt
Organism: Sturnus vulgaris (Common starling)
Lineage: Eukaryota; Metazoa; Chordata; Aves; Passeriformes; Sturnidae
Source: RefSeq, a predicted model, not a curated record